AUGGAAAACACUGACGGCGCUACAACGGAGCAGACACCAAAACUGACAACAAGAGUGGCUUAUCUCCGCACUAUCCUCGACAAAAAGUCUAUAGAAGAACAUGGCGAAACCGACUGGCUCAAUCUGAAUUCAUGGCUUUGGACAUGGGUUGGGCAAAAUAUCCCUUGGGAUCCAUGGGGCAGUGGCCGUAAGAACCGCACGAAACCUCCACCAGAGCUUCUUCAUCACUACAUUCUCGGCUUUUCCACCGCCGUAGACCCUGCUAUACUAGAUUGGCUUCUUAAAAACUCCGAGCCAAAGAAUGCCAGGUUAUCUCGGUCUGAUUUUACGGUCUAUCUUUCCGCCACUCAGAUGAAUGAUCCGAGCAACAAGGGUCUUAUUCAGCGGUUAGCAUCGGAAAAUGUAACGGUCAAGAAGAUCACAGAACCAUCGGAGGAGUACACAUCAGAUGAUAUAUGCGACUCAGUCAUGCUCUCUGAAAGUGAUUACAUCCUCGACCCAACUAUUCAAAUCGGUCCAAGUGACUGGGUAACAACAGACGCUCUAUACCGCGACUCCCUCCGCUAUGGCCACCCUCAGCUCUACAGAACCGAAGAAUACAGCAACUUUUACUACGAAAACAGGCUAAAGAAGAAAAUGGGUGGUCAUACAAUGACAGCGUGCUGCUACCCACACGGCAAAUCUGAUCAAUGGAAACGGGACCACGAAAGAGAGUGGAGGCUUUAUGAAUGUCCGUCUUGUGGGCAGCGCUGUAAGAGGAGUAAAGGGUGCAAAAAUACAGGCGAGGACUGGGCAGCGGAUCGGAAUAAGUAUAAGACUGCUUGGAUGGAGGGAGUGGAUUUGUCGGCGGCUAGACUGCCUGAGUUUGAGACAGACUGGAGGACAUUGAGCGUAAAUGAUGUCGUUUAUUAUGGUGAUGAGAGGUUCAAAAAAUGGAAUUGGAGAUCCGUUGAUACCUUCACGGGGGAUUGGAAACGAGAGUAA
Messenger RNA from Fusarium pseudograminearum CS3096, 984 nucleotides. RefSeq lists its product as uncharacterized. The transcript has a single exon. The record is from RefSeq and is a predicted model, not a curated record. Bases 1 to 984 code for a protein of 327 amino acids. NCBI's taxonomy places the organism in Eukaryota, Fungi, Ascomycota, Sordariomycetes, Hypocreales, Nectriaceae.